Molecule: messenger RNA, 2013 nt
Organism: Thyridium curvatum
Lineage: Eukaryota; Fungi; Ascomycota; Sordariomycetes; Thyridiales; Thyridiaceae
Exons: 6
Coding region: 1-2013 (670 amino acids)
Molecular function (GO): carbon-sulfur lyase activity
Source: RefSeq, a predicted model, not a curated record
AUGGCCGCUCUUCAAGGUAGCUGCAUGUGUGGCGAGAUCGCCUACGAGAGCUCAAGCGAGCCCAAGGUGACUGCUCUCUGCCACUGCCUCGACUGCCAGAAGUGGACUGGUGGGCCGUACACUUCCAACGCCGUGGUCCCCGAGGAAGCGUUCAAGGUUACCAAGGGAACCCCAAAGCACUACGACAUUACCGGUGCCUCGGGUAAGAACAAUCGCCACUUCUUCUGUGCCAACUGCGGCUCCAGCCUCUUCACCAAGCUCGACAUCAUGCCCGGAGUGGUUGUCAUCAAGGCCGGCGGGCUGGACAACGGGAAAGCCAGUCUCGACAAGAAGAUCGACGUCGAGUUUUACUGCAAGGACAGGGUCAGUUAUUUGGGUGGUAUUGACGGCGCCAAGCAGGAGCCUGCCUUUGUCAACAGGUCCUCCUACAAGAUCUUUUCUCUCAAGCUUUACGAAGAGCUAUGGAUUGGCUACGGGGACUUAACAGCGCUGGCAGAGAUGCCUGAGGAUGUAGCGCGCCCAUCCCGCCUGGCGAAUCUCAGGAUUCUCAACGUCGCUGCCGCCGACGCCGCGCGGAAGGACCUUUAUGGCGACGAGAGCAAAGAGGUCCAGAGCAGGGCCCUGGAGUCUCUGCUCAGGCAGGCAGCAGGUCUGCACACCUUCAGGUGGAAGGGCUCACUGAUGCCGACUCCCUUCAUACGGUCACUUUACGAGGCUUGCCCGCGCCUCCAAUCACUACUGAUAAGCGCGCACCAUGGCGAUGUCGAAAACGACGCGCCUCAAACUACGAGCAGAUCAAUAGGAAGAACCAGUCUGGCCUGGAGCUUCUCCAACCUCACCUCCUUCUCCUACCACCACGCACAGGGGCCAGCCGAGCGACCGCCGCAGAUCGUAAUUCACAUCUGCAAGACCUCUCCCCUGCUUACUCACCUCUCGCUCUCCGCCAACGAGAUCGUCAUGGACCAGGGCGCCCACGACCGUCUGCAGCACCUCUGCGUCCAGUACCAGCAGGCAGGAGGCACACCGCUAAAGCUCAAGUCGCUCGUCCUCGGCGAGUCCAUGUACCUCAGCAAGCCCUCGCCCGCGUUCCCGCAGCUCACCUCUGCAAGGCAGUACCUCUCCAUGCUGACGGACCCAUCCUACCUAGAGGCCCUGCGGAUCUGCACCGCGGGGCCCUUCCUCCACCUCAAGCGCGGCGUCAUUGCGACAAGGGACGUCGUCGGGCCCGAGGUGCUCCCCAGGCUCCGCCUGCUGGGCUUCAGCGAGUCCGACUUCGCCACACUCGCCUUCCUGAGCCGCGAGGUCGACAGGGCCUGGCUGUCGGGCCUGGCGCUCGCCGUCGACACGCACGGCCAGGAGCUCGUCGGCGUGCGGUUCAACCGGUCCUCCGUGCUGCUCGACCAGUUCGUGGGGCGGCGGCCGGACGGCUACAUCGCCGCCAACCACCGCGAGUGGUACCCGCUGGCCCCGGACGCGGCGGAGUGGCGCCUGCGGCCCCGCGGGCUGCUGCUGCCCGAGCUCGGCGCCCCGGAGGCCUGCUACCUGCCCCUGUUCGACUCGGUGCGCGUGCUGGCCUUCCGCGUGCUGGCCUACCGGGAGGACCUGUUCAGCGGGCUCGAGCCGUUCGCCGACGGCCUCCGCGGGAUGGAGGGCUUGGAGGCGGUGUGGAUCGCCCUGCUGGGGAUUCCCAGCGGCAAGGACGAGAGGGCCGUGUCGUUUGCGCGGCGCCUCGUCGCCGCGGCCCCGGAGGGAGUAGGAGAUAGUGGCUGUAGUCGUGGCAGGCUGAGGUAUAUCUGCCUCGACACUGCCGCGGGCGCGACUGCCUGGAGGAUACACUACAACGAAGGCGGGGAGGUGGUGAUGGAGGAGCUGGAUGAGGACGAGAACAGAGAUGCGAGGCCCCCCGAGUUCGACUGGAUCGCCAGGAAUCGGGAGGAGCAGAUGGAGGAGCACCCGUACUCCAACCUUGAGAGAUGGGGUCUGGUGCAACCUGCUGUAGUUGAAAGCGACUGA